AUGGGGUCCUUGUCUCGCCUGAUUCCCGGGAGACGCUUGGCGACCUACUACAGUGAUGACAAUGUAUGGCAUGAGCGUAUAGCCAUCUGGAGGGUCAACGCUUACGAGUGGUUUGUGUUGACGCCCGAUGCGGACCUUUAUCCGGAGAUACUCACGGGGGGUCAAGUGGACGGACCUGUGAAGGUAAAAAUCCAGGGGGAAGAUUUCCGAUAUUGGAGCCGGGUCGGCGGCACAGUGUACCGCUUUCGGGAGAACAUUGAGGACUCAGCGCUGAGGGACCGCAUGAAUGAAGCCCGGGUCGAAGCCCAGUCCCUUGCGGGUUAUGACUCCCAAUGGUUCCCGUCGGAAGUGAUUGAUUCUUCAGGUGCGACAGUGUCCGCGGAGGCUUUCGGGCUAGUGCGGGAUCCUAAGAGGCGCCUUCGUGGCAAGCAACCAAGAGGAGGCCAGGCCUCGCCGGGCCCUGCUGCCGAUGCGAGCUGGGUGUUGGACAUAGUCGGACCUAUGACGGCGGCGCCGGAAGGCAAGGUGUGGCUGGCCCUUGAGACCAUGGAUGGGGUCAGGAGGGGCCAGGAGAUCGAGGUGCGGCCCGACAUUGACCUGAAGAUUGAGGAGACCACCGGCUUGGUCCGAAAAGGCGGCGGAUGGCUAAAGGUGGGACUCUAUGAUCUUGCUGAGGUGCCGCUCCCCCCUUUGAUCCCUGAGCCGCAAGGGAAUGCUAUGCUUGGUGCAGAUACCAAGGAUGAUUCGCCUCGGGAAGGAGCUUCACAUGAUGCUCGUACCUUGAUGGUGGACUACGAUGCUCAUGGUUACCGCCAUAAAGAAUGGCGAGAGCUUUUGCACGAAAUCAAGGAGUAUCAGUACACGGAUUGGCCCUUAGAAGGGCCGGGUACUGUCCUUCAUAUGGUCCGCCACAUGUUCAAGUACGGUGGGGACAGUCGUCAAUGGCUCAUGCUAUGGGCUCGUCACCGCGGCCUGGUCGACGGUGACCGGGUGAUGCAUGAAUUACGGGUUCUGGUAGACAUACUUUGGUAUGGAGGUUCUUACGAUCAACUGAAUCUGGGAAGUCUUGUUUGCAUGGAGGUCGCCGCUCGACGUGUUCAAGCAGUGGUCGAUGCCUAUAGUGCGGGCGGGACCGGCGCCCCAGACUGGGGGAACGCUCGUCUGUUCACCAAUUAUGUCGGACCUGAGGACAUUGUGUCGCCACAGCUGCGAACAUGGGCCGCACGUCGCGGCAAGGAGGAGGUCGAGUUACAUCAAGCACGCAAUCGAUUGAAGGAGCUCAAGAAAGGUGGCGGAUCGACUGCCGUUGACGAGGCGGCGGGCGCCGUCGCAGAUGGUAACACAGCUGGCGGCGCUGGAGGGCGAGCCGAACGCCGACGAGGCAAUCGGACCAAUGCCUUGGAGGCGCCGCAGGCGCCAUGA
This is a messenger RNA of Symbiodinium sp. CCMP2592, 1422 nucleotides long. Lineage: Eukaryota; Dinophyceae; Suessiales; Symbiodiniaceae. The record is from the annotation of a GenBank genome assembly.